Myripristis murdjan (pinecone soldierfish) is the source of this 3760-nucleotide messenger RNA. It is a transcript of the gene pbx1a, whose product is annotated as pre-B-cell leukemia homeobox 1a. Gene Ontology annotation, cellular component: nucleus. Gene Ontology annotation, molecular function: DNA binding; DNA-binding transcription factor activity, RNA polymerase II-specific. The record is from RefSeq and is a predicted model, not a curated record. NCBI's taxonomy places the organism in Eukaryota, Metazoa, Chordata, Actinopteri, Holocentriformes, Holocentridae. The transcript is spliced from 9 exons. Gene Ontology annotation, biological process: regulation of DNA-templated transcription. Bases 488 to 1774 code for a protein of 428 amino acids.
GUUAGUUUGUGGCCAAAACCUUCAAAAGCCAGCGACUCUCGGCGCGUUUGGCGCAUCAAGCUUUUUCGGGUAAAUAGGAGAUUUCAUAACAGGGGCACAACGCGCUCCACUUUUAAUCAGAUUAGGACCCUUUAAUGUUGAAUCCUGCUUUUUUCCCCUUCCUACUGUAGCGGGGCAGGAGUGGCCAAAGCCAAAAGCAGCUAUUCAGAUCAGAUUUCACCUAAACCAGCUGGGAGAGAGAACGAGAGAGAGAGAGAGAGAGCGAGAGAGCGAGAGAGAGGGUUUGUCAGUCUCCCUCCUCCCAAAUCCAGAAAAGCUUACCAAGGAAAAAGGAGGAGAGUGUCGGGCGGUGAGAGAGUGGUGUGAGAGACGCAUAGGAAUCCAAAGGAAUUUCCAAGGAUAUUUUCUUUUUUUUCUCCCAUCAUAAGAAAAUUUCCAAAAAGUGUUUUGCCAGUUGGAGGCGAGGCAGCAGAGACCGUGGUCAAGGAUGGACGAGCAGCCUCGGUUGAUGCACUCCCACGGGGUAGGCAUGGCCGGACACCCCGGCCUGGCGCAGCAUAUGCAGGAUGGCACGGCAGGGACGGACGGAGAGGGAAGGAAGCAAGACAUUGGAGACAUUUUACAGCAAAUAAUGACCAUCACAGACCAAAGCCUAGACGAAGCACAGGCGAGGAAACAUGCACUGAAUUGCCACAGAAUGAAACCUGCUCUCUUCAAUGUCUUGUGUGAAAUAAAGGAGAAAACAGUGCUCAGUAUCCGGGGCGCCCAAGAGGAGGAGCCUCCAGAUGCCCAGCUGAUGCGAUUGGACAACAUGCUGCUGGCAGAGGGCGUGUCCGGACCAGAGAAAGGUGGCGGGUCAGCAGCUGCAGCAGCAGCCGCAGCCGCUGCAGGAGGCGUCGGUGCCGACAACUCAGCAGAACACUCCGACUACCGGGCCAAGCUUUCUCAGAUCAGACAAAUUUACCACACGGAGCUGGAGAAGUACGAACAGGCGUGCAAUGAGUUCACCACCCAUGUGAUGAACCUGCUGAGGGAGCAGUCUCGAACACGACCCAUCUCGCCCAAAGAGAUCGAGCGCAUGGUCAGCAUCAUCCACCGCAAGUUCAGCUCCAUCCAGAUGCAGCUGAAACAGAGCACCUGCGAGGCCGUCAUGAUCCUGCGCUCACGCUUCCUUGACGCCAGACGAAAGAGGAGGAACUUCAAUAAACAGGCGACAGAGAUUUUAAACGAGUACUUCUACUCCCAUCUCAGUAACCCCUACCCCAGUGAGGAGGCCAAAGAAGAGCUGGCCAAGAAGUGUGGCAUCACAGUGUCACAGGUAUCAAACUGGUUCGGCAACAAGCGAAUCCGAUACAAGAAGAACAUCGGCAAGUUCCAAGAAGAGGCCAACAUGUACGCAGCAAAGACCGCAGUCAAUGCCACCAGCGUUUCUGCUCACGGCAGUCAGGCAAACUCCCCAUCCACUCCCAACUCAGCAGGUUCUGCUGGCUCUUUUAACAUGUCAAACUCCGGAGACUUGUUCAUGAGUGUGCAGUCCCUCAAUGGGGACUCAUACCAAGGGGGGCAGGUUGGGGCCAACAUACAAUCCCAGGUGGAUACCCUUCGCCAUGUUAUCAGCCAGACCGGAGGAUACAGUGACAGCCUCGCAGCCAGCCAGAUGUACAGUCCACAGGGCAUCAACACAAAUGGUGGCUGGCAAGAUGCUCCAACUCCUUCGUCAGUGACAUCACCCACGGAAGGACCCGGAAGUGUUCAUUCGGAUACCUCCAACUGAAUACAUCAAUCUCCACUCUUCGUCCACAAAAAUGAACUGACCUUGGUAUUCACAGUAUUAAAGAGUAUAGGAAUUCACUGUCCCAGAGUUUGGAGAGGUACUGUGAAAUCCUAACCAGAAAAAAAAAAAAAAAAAAACUUUCCUCUGCUGUAAUGUUGGACAUUUGGGAUACAACCUAAAAAAAUUUCACAAUGAAAAUCAAAACAAUACUGCAAUGAAUGGAGAUGUUUGUACAGAUUUCACAUUAUAUUCAGAGGGCUGGGGUUACUUAUUCACUUGUGAUGUUUUCACUCAUAAUGAUGAAAUGAUGUGAUAAGAUAAAUAGCCUAAAUCAAACCAUUGGUUUUGACUGAAAAUACUUCAUUCUACCUCUCAGCCACUAAAAAAAAGUAGAAAAAAAUGUCAGUGACCAUUAUUUGUUUUGUAAAAAUGAAAAUUUUGUCUUUGCAAGCAAGAGGCACAUCUUCUUACUUACGUUUUGUUGUCUCUCACCUAUUCUAUGGUACGCCAUUUAGACUUAAGUAUUGCUCAGUUGUUUACAAUGUGUGCUUGAUAAAGUAUGUUCAUCUUCCCCUCUGUCUCCGACCAGUCAAAACAAGAGUUCUGUCAGGAGAUAUUACCUCUAAGGUAACCCUGUGAAGUAUGUUAUCUGUAAAACAAUAAAUAAAUACUUGUCAUCAACUCAGACAAGCUUGAUUGACAUCAUUCAUUACAAUAAGGACAACUCAAAACCAAGUCAUUUCAACUUCUGUAUUCCUUUUGGUACUACAGCAUAAGGGUCACAGAGAUAUAGGCCUCACUGACAGGAAUUUUCUCUUCUUCUGUUGACUGUUUUUUAUUUUUUAAAAGACUUAAAUCCUCCUGAUAUUUUGUAUUAACCCCUACUAUUACAUUUGGUGUCCUACAGGUAUUAGAUGCCAAAAUGCUGCUGUUAAACCAAAACAAUUGUCAAGAAAAGUGUGUUUGCCAUCACGCCACUGUUUAAUACAUGCGGUUAGCAGUAUAUGACUGACUAUAUAAAUCCAUCCUGAAUAUGUUGCAUCAUUUCUUUUUCUAUUUUAAAUGUAACUCCUGCCACAUUUUCAACACUGGUGCUACAAUGGAGCGUGAGGAAAAAGGAAAGCCGAGUGAAUAAUGCUGCCCUAUGAAAAAAAAAAAGAUUGUUGAAAAGUCCACUAACAGUUUCUGCAGGAAAAAAAGAAAGAAAUCUGUCAAGGAUGUCUAUAACUGAGUUUGUUUUUGAGUACAUUGAAUCAGAGUCCACUUAAACAGGGAAGUCAUUAUGUUAAUAGAGUUUUAUAUGCUUACAGUGUAUCCUUGCUCUGGUGAGGCAGGUAGCAAAGAGCGUGAAUCUGCACUACAGCACAGCACACAAGCACAGGUCGAGGGAUGCUUGUGCCAUGGAGAAGCUGAACAUCGCCAUGAAACAAGCAUCGAGACACACCUGAACUGUUGCCCAGUCCCAUUUUGAGUUGCUGUUUUGAUAUAGAACUAAUACUUUCCACAUCUCUUACAGGCAUUUAUUUAGAUAUCCAGCAUUUCCAAUAUGCAGUCGAUAUAUUAUUCAGCUGUUACUGCUUUAGUAACCCUAGAGUUGACACCAAAACAAAUGUAGACAUUUGAAUUUAUGCUUGUCAGUACUAUCAAACUGAUUUGUUUCAGUUUUUUAAAAAAAAUCAUGAACAUUGUAAAUGUUAACCAUUAAAGAAUUAAAGAAGGGACAACUCAUUAUGUCAAAUAAUGUGUUUUCUGAGCAUUCUAAUCAUGUUUAUAUACGUUUUAUGUUGUGUCUGUAUGUUUGCUCUUUUGUAUUUUGUUAUUUUUUAUUGUAUGCUUAAUGUAGGCUAUUACUUUUUUUUUUUUUUUUGCUUUCCUACUCUCGUGAAAUUAGCUCAUGAACUUUCAAACAUGUGUUUAUGUGCACCAUUGUGCUUGACUUGCUUUGUUGAAAAUGGUUUUCAACACAUUAAAAUGAUAUGUAAUACA